Messenger RNA from Jaculus jaculus (lesser Egyptian jerboa), 848 nucleotides. It is a transcript of the gene Pinlyp, whose product is annotated as phospholipase A2 inhibitor and LY6/PLAUR domain containing. Gene Ontology annotation, molecular function: phospholipase inhibitor activity. Lineage: Eukaryota; Metazoa; Chordata; Mammalia; Rodentia; Dipodidae. The transcript is spliced from 6 exons. The record is from RefSeq and is a predicted model, not a curated record. Gene Ontology annotation, cellular component: extracellular region. The coding region runs from base 137 to 775 and encodes 212 amino acids.
AAAACAACCAAUGGCCCAGGGAUGGGUAACACUACACCCUGAGAAGAGCUGAAAGGCUGGAGGUGGGUCCAGAUCCGCCCAUCCUGGGCUUCCUAUAAGGGCAGAGGACCUGGGACCAACCGGGAGUUCACACACCAUGAGGCUGUCUGUGAGACGGAGGACCUUCCUGCUGGCCUUUUCCCUGUUCUGCACCCUCUUGGGCCUGGGGUGCCCUCUAAGCUGUGAGGUGUGUAAGGGCUCCGGGCACACGUGCAGCGGGAAGGUGAAGACGUGCGAGGCGGGCAAGGAUGCGUGUGUAGUUCUCGUGGGCGAGUCCAGCACAAAGGGCCGCCACUCCGUGAGCACCUUCAAGGCCUGCACGAAGUUGAAAGACUGCUACUCUGGCUUCGUUUCCACCACCAUGAGCCCCAACGACUACAUGGUGUCCAAUGCCCACUGCUGUCAGAGUGACGGUUGCAAUCGUGGCACCGUGCCCCCUCCUCAGAACAAUCGAACUGAGAAUGGCCUGAUCUGCCCCUCUUGCAUCGUACCCUUCCAAGAGUCCUGUCCGGGAACCCAGGUGGCCCGCUGUGUUGGGCGGGAAAACCACUGCAUUUAUUUCUCUGGAACCGUGCAAGCUGGCAUCAUCAAUACCAAAUUUGCCACGAGGGGCUGUGCUACAGAGAGCGCCUGCUACACCAAAGUCGGAGCCGAGGUGCCUUCGGCCUCCUACCUCUACUUCCUGCGCAGGGCAGACUGCCUUCCAGCCCCCCAGCCCCCAGGCAGGGGUGAGUGAAGAUCCCAGGAAGAUGUAUGUAUGUGCCCUGGGGGCUCCCCACAACUGUGCCUGUAAAUUAAACCGAUAAACA